GCACACAGUAUCGUUUUGUCAAGCGGCUAAACUUGUUUCGAUCUACUAUUUGAAAAUUAGUGCGGGUGAAAACUUUAUGACAAAAUGGUGUUGAUUAACUUUUCCUUCAUUUUCAUGGUUAUUACACUCUUCUUCAAUGAUAUGGCGACUGCCGAAUCUCCUGGAUAUUGUUCGGUUAUUACGUCGCAGAUUUUCAAGCUUUCCAUUUUUGAUUUAGAAGACGUCCAAAUGAAAUCGGCUUUUUAUUUGAAUGUCACGAAGAUUGAAAAUGAAACCGUUGGCGAAUUUCUUGAUUAUCUGGAAAAUGUAGAACACUUGGCCUUAAGUUCGCAUGCUGUAUCAGUAAAGUCCAUAAAUGCAUUCAAAGAUGCCUCGCCUUACACUACUAUACCUUUAAUGACACCAUUGUGUCAAGCGAUCGAUGUAUCGUAUGAUCUGUUAUGCGCUGAUCGACAAUACACACUAUUUGUUGGAACGGUAUUGACCCCACGACAAGCAUUGAUGAGAAGAUUUUUAAAAGGUCUUGUCCUUGAUGAUAACACGGGUCUCUUUGGGAUGGGCAUUUUGUCGCCAGUUAUCUUCGACAAGACCUAUCAGCCAGUUGAAGAGUUUCCAACGCCGAGCAUUGUUAUCGACAAGCAAAUCAUUGAAACGGUUCGUACAACGGGUUCUACAACAUCCAGUAAAAAUGAAGUUUCUGCUGAAAUUUCAGCAGUCAUCGUGUCAGUGAGCGCAAAAUAUUCCAAACAGAAAAGUUCUACGUCCAAAAGUUCAAGUAAGACAAGAAACGCCGUCGUGUCACUAUUAAACAAGAAACGAGGAUUAUUCAUUGACGAAAAUAGAAUUGAUUUGAAUCCGGCAUUCAUCAAAACACUUUACGACAUCGUUGACAAUGUUAAUUUACCCCAACUUACUCGUACAGAACUUGUCAUCGAUUUAUUGAACCGUUACGGAUGGUACAUCCCAAAUCAGUUCACUCUUGGUGGGCGAUUGGACGUUGUUAAGUCAGUGAGUGAAUCAAGUGCUUCUAAUGAAAAUAAAGAGCUGGAAGGAUUGGAGUCGAAACUUAGUGCGGCAUAUGGUGCAUAUAGUGCAGGUGUAGGCGCUUCUUCUCAACGGGGCUCAAGCUCGGAAAACACCAACUCCAUUUUCACAUCAAAUGAACGUAUUACAUCGACAGUAGAUCAGGCGAUGGAUAUAUCGUCUUUUAUGAAAAACGUUCAAAUCAAAGAAAAUUGGCGGAUCAUCGCAUUGCAGAAUAUCAUACCCACAUGUAAAUUUUUAUUGAAAGAACAUAGUGGUUUGUUUGCUGAAAUUAGACGAUUGAUAAUAAGCGACGCACAUCGUAAACGCAUCCGUAAUUUGCAACCCAACAUAGAUAUGUUGCAAUACGUGAACGAUAUAUGGGGCGCAUACGAUCAGCCAUUUUGAACAAAUCAGAUAUAAAUAAAAUUUCACAAAGUAACUAUUCAAUCGCUUCAAAAAAAUUGCUAAACAGAAUUUACGGUAAUUAUUAAUUCAAUUCGAUUUUUCAAUUUAGAUUUUAAUCAAAAUAACGAUGGAACUUAAUAUUAACAGUAACAUAUACUUUUUGCGCAUUUAUUGUUAAAGCAUUAUAUUUGAACAUACUGCAUUUGUUAUAUAUGUACAUAUAAAUAAAAAUAUGAAAGAAAUAGCUGCAUUCUGUGAUCAGACCAUAGUACAGUUUCCUAAGUAAAAACAAUGUCAGCUGAUUGCCAAAAAAUUCCUACAGCUGAGGUCACCUGUUUUUUUGGCCUUUGCUCUUAUCUUUUACAAUUUCUUUCAUUUCUAUUACGAUUUCUUCCAUUUCUAUUAUCUACAAUUUAUUUAAAAUACACUAACACACUAAACCAAAAGCACCAAUACACUAACCAAAACCACACCUACAGCCUGCCGGUAAGAAGAGUUCAUUACUUGUGGAACUGUACGAUGGAUUAGACUACACAGAAAUAUGUUAAAAACGUACAUCUGUUGGAAAAUAAAUAUACA
Molecule: messenger RNA, 2010 nt
Organism: Rhagoletis zephyria (snowberry fruit fly)
Lineage: Eukaryota; Metazoa; Arthropoda; Insecta; Diptera; Tephritidae
Source: RefSeq, a predicted model, not a curated record